Molecule: messenger RNA, 396 nt
Organism: Symbiodinium sp. CCMP2456
Lineage: Eukaryota; Dinophyceae; Suessiales; Symbiodiniaceae
Source: the annotation of a GenBank genome assembly
AUGCCCGGGGGCCCGAGGUGUUUCGUCGCACGCGGCGAGGGCUCGGAGGAGCUCCUCGCGGCUUUGGGCCGCUCCCGGAAGCUGGAGGAGGUGAAUUUCGCGCGUUGCGGCAAAAUCCCCGCCGCAGCCUGGGAGUCGCUGCCCGACGGGGCGUGGCCCCGCCUCCGGCUGGCGGAUCUUUCGGAAGGCGAUAGGCCAAAGCACCUGGAGCGCCUGCGUAAAGCUUCUCCGGACAUCGAAGCGGGUGCAGGCGGGUGGAGCGCUAGAAUCGUGCGUUGGGGCACUCGUUUUGUCUGCGGCUGUGGCUUUGGGUGCCGCCACGUCAGUCGAGAGAUCCGGAGCUCACGGAGCGACCGCGCUGUCAUUGUCUCAUGUGCCGCUACAGGAAGUCUAUAA